AUGUCGAGAUCUGUAGAUGAUUAUGGAAUCUGUGACGAACGAAAUCGUAUGUAUCAAAUCUACAAUUUUAAGUCUGAUUCAUGGAAGGAUAUUGAUGCCACUCCCAACAGGGACAUGCGGUUUUAUGGACGUGACGUGUCUCUCAAGGGAAAUACUUACUGGCUUGUUAGAAUGGAUACUAACUGGUUUCGAGGACAAGAAAGAUUUGAAGGACAAGAAAGAUUUGUAAGAUUCAUAGAACGAGUAAGAGACAGCCCUGAUUUCUUUUUACUCUGUUUUGAUUUUACAACGGAGAGAUUUGGACCGCGGAUACGUCUACCGUUUUGCUCUAGUAUUGGCGAUAGAGUGGCCCUAUCUAGUGUUAGAGAAAAGCAUCUUGCAGUGUUACGUCAGCAAUAUGAUACAUUACGUAUGGAGAUAUGGAUUAGUAGUAAGAUUGAGCCCGGAGAGGUGUCUUGGAGCAAGUUGUUUGUAACAAAGAAUAUGACAACACUUUUUACUUUCCCAUUUGAACAUGGGAAUUUUUUUGUUGACGUGAGGAAGAAAGUCGUCGUAGCUUUUGCUAAAGACAAAGAGACGCCGAAGCGCUGGGUAGCUUGUGUCAUUGGAGAGGAUGGAUAUCUAAAAAAAGCGGAUCUUGGAGAAUCUACAGACAAACAUGGUUUCCUAGUACAGCUUGUAUGCCCUUAUGUUCCAAGCUCAGUGAAAAUCAAGUAG
Molecule: messenger RNA, 717 nt
Organism: Arabidopsis lyrata subsp. lyrata
Lineage: Eukaryota; Viridiplantae; Streptophyta; Magnoliopsida; Brassicales; Brassicaceae
Product: putative F-box protein At3g17620
Exons: 1
Coding region: 1-717 (238 amino acids)
Source: RefSeq, a predicted model, not a curated record